CAAUCCUCAUACACAGAUACAGCUCUUAUUGAGCUUUUCUUCUGCUCUCUUUUAUUUCCAUUUUCCAUCAUCAGUGUGUCUUUAGUCCAAGGCUAUACUACCUCAUAAAUGCAAGAACAUUUUUCCUUCUUUGGCCGGAUUUCUUAGACAUUACGUCCCAUAAGUUUCUAUCAAACCGAGUGUAUAUCACAACCCCAUAGCUAUUCCACCUUUGACGGUGCAUUUUUCUGAAACUCUACCCGAGUUCUUUAAAGGAUAUAAGAGUUUCAGAAAUUGCUAGCAGCAUAAAAGUUGUAAAGAGUGAAGGAAGUUGAGUAAUCAUGCCUCAGCAACAAUUGCAGGUGCUUAAUGCACUUGAUUCUGCCAAAACACAAUGGUACCAUUUUACUGCUAUUGUGAUUGCUGGCAUGGGCUUCUUCACUGAUGCCUAUGAUCUCUUCUGCAUCUCUUUAGUCACCAAAUUGCUCGGCCGGAUUUAUUAUCAUGUCCCUAAUGCACCCAAACCUGGCACUCUGCCUCCAAAUGUUGCAGCUGCUGUCAAUGGUGUUGCCUUUUGUGGCACCCUUGCUGGCCAAUUGUUCUUCGGUUGGCUUGGUGACAAGAUGGGGAGAAAAAGAGUCUAUGGCAUGACCCUCAUGCUCAUGGUUAUUGCCUCAAUUGCAUCCGGCCUUUCCUUUGGGGAUAAACCAAAGGCUGUUAUGGCCACUCUUUGCUUCUUCCGCUUCUGGCUAGGAUUCGGUAUUGGUGGUGAUUACCCCCUUUCUGCCACAAUCAUGUCUGAGUAUGCUAACAAGAAGACCAGAGGAGCCUUUAUUGCUGCAGUGUUUGCCAUGCAAGGUUUUGGAAUUCUAGCUGGUGGGAUGGUGGCAAUUAUUGUUUCUGCCGCCUUCAAGGCUGGAUUUCCUUCUCCUGCAUAUAAAGAUGAUGCUCUUGGUUCAACUGUGUCUGAAGCUGAUUAUGUUUGGCGCAUAAUUGUUAUGUUUGGUGCAAUUCCAGCUGCUCUUACGUACUAUUGGCGAAUGAAAAUGCCUGAAACUGCCCGUUACACGGCCUUAGUUGCAAAAAAUGCCAAACAGGCUGCUAGUGAUAUGUCCAAGGUAUUGCAAGUUGAACUCGAGGCAGAACCGGAGAAGGUUGAGAAGCAUGCCCAGGAGCCUGGAAAUGAUUUUGGUUUGUGGAGUAAGAAGUUCCUCAAGCGCCAUGGACUUCAUUUGCUGGGAACAGCUACCACAUGGUUCUUGUUGGAUAUUGCAUUUUACAGUCAGAAUCUUUUUCAGAAGGACAUCUUCAGUGCCAUUGGUUGGAUCCCACCGGCCCAAACAAUGAGUGCUAUUGAAGAAGUUUACAAAAUUGCAAGGGCUCAAACUCUUAUUGCUCUCUGCAGUACUGUCCCGGGAUACUGGUUCACAGUAGCACUGAUCGACAAAAUAGGACGAUUUGCCAUUCAAUUGAUGGGAUUUUUCUUUAUGACUGUGUUUAUGUUUGCCCUGGCUAUUCCUUAUAAUCACUGGACUCACAGGGACAACAGGAUUGGCUUUGUGAUCAUGUACUCACUGACCUUCUUCUUUGCAAAUUUCGGUCCUAAUGCGACAACAUUUGUUGUUCCAGCAGAAAUUUUCCCAGCAAGGUUAAGGUCCACGUGCCACGGUAUAUCAGCAGCUGCUGGGAAGGCAGGAGCUAUUGUCGGAGCAUUCGGAUUUCUGUAUGCUGCUCAAUCCACUGAUCCAAAAAAGACUGAUGCUGGCUAUCCACCUGGUAUUGGUGUGAAGAACUCCCUUAUUGUUUUGGGCUGUGUUAACGCCCUUGGAAUGAUGUUCACAUUCUUGGUGCCUGAGGCUAAAGGAAAAUCUUUGGAAGAGAUCUCUAAAGAGAAUGAAGAAGAAAAUGAAACUGCAACUGAUACGAGGCUGCAAGGAGCAAGUGAUAAUAGAACAGUUCCAUUUUGAAAUAAAUUAUUUUUAAGCAUGGUUUCGUGUUUGUGUCUUCAGAGCUUAAGAUUCAGAUUUCUAAGCUCUCUGGCCUUAGGGUUCAUCUUAAGAUGAAAUAUGGAUAAGGUUCUUUUUCCUUUUCUUUUUUCCUAAUCUCCUAUGGCUGUGUUACUCUCUUGUAUAAUAAGAAUAGUUCAAUGCCUAAAUUCGAGUUGCCAUAGUAAGUGUGAGUUGUGAACAAAAAUAGAUGCUCUUAUAAAAGAAGAAUCUUUUGUGUUGAAUUAA
Messenger RNA from Coffea eugenioides, 2213 nucleotides. RefSeq names its product inorganic phosphate transporter 1-4-like. The coding region runs from base 321 to 1946 and encodes 541 amino acids. The transcript is spliced from 2 exons. The record is from RefSeq and is a predicted model, not a curated record. Gene Ontology annotation, biological process: transmembrane transport; phosphate ion transport. NCBI's taxonomy places the organism in Eukaryota, Viridiplantae, Streptophyta, Magnoliopsida, Gentianales, Rubiaceae. Gene Ontology annotation, cellular component: membrane. Gene Ontology annotation, molecular function: phosphate transmembrane transporter activity.